This is a messenger RNA of Nerophis lumbriciformis (worm pipefish), 2058 nucleotides long. NCBI's taxonomy places the organism in Eukaryota, Metazoa, Chordata, Actinopteri, Syngnathiformes, Syngnathidae. The record is from RefSeq and is a predicted model, not a curated record.
AUGCCUCCUUUCUUGAGGAUUGCUUUCAACUCUUUCGACCUGGGUACUCUGCCCCCUCCGGCCGACGCCCCUUUUUGUGCAAUCAAAAUGAAGGAGGCCUUGACAACAGAAAGAGGUAAGACUCUUGUUCAACGGAAACCCACCAUGUACCCUGCCUGGAAGGCCAGUUUUGAUGCACACAUCUACGAGGGCCGGGUGCUCGAGGUUCUGCUGAUGAAGACGGCAGAAGAGCCGCUGGCUGAGGUCACAGUAGGCGUGUCAGUGCUUGCUGAACGCUGCAAGAAAGCCAACGGGCGUGCUGAAUUCUGGGUGGAUCUCCAUCCUUCGGGGAAAGUGAUGAUGGCAGUGCAGUACUUUCUGGAGGGAGUGGAUUCAGAGAGCAAGCAGGCUGCAAAAGAAGAAGAGGCACCCACCCUCAACCGUAGACGAGGUGCCAUCAAGCAGGCAAAGAUCCACUUCAUUAAGAACCACGAGUUCAUCGCCACCUUUUUCAGGCAGCCUACAUUCUGCUCAGUGUGCCGAGAUUUUGUCUGGGGACUCAACAAGCAAGGCUACAAAUGCAGACAAUGCAAUGCAGCCAUCCACAAGAAAUGCAUAGACAAAAUCAUUGGCAGAUGCACCGGCACUGCCGCAAACAGUCGAGAUACUGUGUUCCAGAAGGAGCGCUUCAACAUCGACAUAGCACAUCGUUUCAAGAGCCACAACUACAUGAGUCCAACCUUCUGUGACCACUGUGGAAGUAUGCUAUGGGGUCUUGUCAAACAGGGCUUAAAAUGUGAAGAUUGUUCCAUGAACGUUCAUCACAAGUGUCAGGAUAAAGUGGCCAACCUUUGCGGUAUUAACCAGAAACUUUUAGCUGAAGCACUUACACAAGUCAGCCAGAAAUCCUUCACUCGCCGCUCUGAUCCAAACCUUGACCCAAACCUAUCUGAUAUUGGAAUCUAUGAUGAGGUUAAUAAGCUAUCUGAACUGGAUAUCAAUGAUGCAAGCCAAUAUAGCAGAAUAUGGGAUGGCUCGACCCCGAGGCCUCCGACUCGUCUUACGCACCUUACCCGCAUCAAUGUGGACAACUUUGUUUUCCACAAGGUCCUAGGGAAAGGCAGCUUUGGGAAGGUCCUCUUGGCAGAACUGAAAGGGCGAGAGGAGUACUUUGCUGUGAAGGCCCUGAAGAAAGAUGUUGUGUUGAUGGAUGAUGACGUGGAGUGCACGAUGGUGGAGAAAAGAGUCUUAGCUUUAGCCUGGGAUAACCCUUUCCUCACACACCUUUAUUCAACCUUCCAGACAAAAGAACAUCUGUUCUUUGUGAUGGAGUAUUUGAAUGGAGGAGACCUCAUGUUUCAUAUCCAGGAAAAAGGACGUUUUGAUCUCGUCAGAGCCACGUUUUACUCUUCUGAAAUCAUUUGUGGCCUUCAGUUCUUGCAUAGCAAAGGAAUCAUCUACAGAGAUCUAAAGUUAGAUAAUGUGAUGCUGACUCAAGAGGGACACAUUAAAAUAGCGGACUUUGGUAUGUGCAAGGAGAAUGUCUUUGGAGAGAACCGUGCCACGACUUUCUGUGGUACACCUGACUACAUAGCUCCUGAGAUCUUACUGGGCCAGAAAUACUCUUUCUCUGUUGACUGGUGGUCAUUUGGCGUGUUGCUAUACGAAAUGCUAGUCGGACAAUCGCCGUUCCAUGGAGAUGAUGAGGAUGAGCUUUUUGAGUCCAUCCGAAUGGACACCCCUCACUAUCCGCGCUGGAUCAACAAGGACGCUAAGGAGCUGCUAGAGCGGUUAUUUGAAAGAGAUCCCACGCGCAGGCUCGGGAUCAUCGGUAAUAUCCGUUUACACUCCUUCUUUAAGUCCAUUGACUGGCAAGCCUUGGAGAACAGGGAGGUAGAGCCACCCUUCAAGCCCAAAGUGAGAGCACCCAAUGAUUGCAGUAACUUUGAUAGAGAGUUCCUGAGCGAGAAACCCCGCCUAUCCCACAGCGACAAGAAUUUGAUUGACUCCAUGGACCAGUCGGCGUUUGCGGGAUUUUCAUUCAUGAACCCCAAGAUGGAGACUCUCUUAGAAAAAUAA